Molecule: messenger RNA, 452 nt
Organism: Drosophila bipectinata
Lineage: Eukaryota; Metazoa; Arthropoda; Insecta; Diptera; Drosophilidae
Source: RefSeq, a predicted model, not a curated record
UGGGCAAGUGUGUCAUGAAAUUGCCAUUCGUUUCUGCUCUAUAUGUACAUACAUCUAGUACCUGGCCAGACAGCAAAUAUUUUCCAAAUAUAUAUGCGGUACAUGUAUAUUUCGACGUGUUUAUAAACGCAAUUUCAAAUUGACAAAUACAUAUUUUUGGUCGGCAAUUACUCAAGCUGGGAUAUGACGCAGGUGUGGUCGCAGGUGAAGCCUUGGGAGUGGUGCCGGGAGAUCUACAAGGACCACUAUUCCUGGUCAUUCGUCAAGUGCGCCCUGGUCUUCUCGGCCGGGGUAGUACUUAUUCGCAGCCUAGAUGGUAAAAUGCGAGCCUGACUUGUAAGCCUUUCGCCUGGGGGCUUCCAAAUUCCAGAUGCUAAUAAUUGUAUUAUAAUAUUAUUGUAACAUAAUUGUUGAUUUACAAAUGAAUUAAAUAUGUAAAACCAUAAAGUUAA